AGCCGCAAAGAAGCGCGUUCAGAAAAACGAUUACAUGCACCUCAACAGACUUGACUGGCAAACAUAUAAGCGAGCCGUUCUACGUAUGACAGCUACAUGCAAUGUUUCAUUAUAGUGGAUGUGACACCGUUGGAUGUGCGUUAGCUGCGGUGCAGAAGGAAGUGAUGCGAGACAUUAACCUCAAGAGGACGUGCUAUUCUGCACUGCUGCUCUUGGGGUGAAUUUAUGUAACAUCUUAUUCACACAGGCUGGAUCGCUGGCUUAUCAGCUCACAGCAGCUUCUGUCAGGGCUCCUUGGCGAAGCGACUAUCAGAACGAACACACACCACUGUCACUAUAGGAAACUCACCCCUGUCUUUUCCCUUAGUCUGUUGUCAUCGUGAGGGAUUGUUCUGAGCCACAUUCACCAAAUUCAAAUGGACUCUCCAGGUGGAAAAGAUGUCGAAGCAAACCAAACAGGAAGUGAGGCGAUGGAACUUCCUGUGCUGACUCAACCUGGCCUCGGGGAGACCACGACGACGGUGACCACUAUCACUCAAACAGGGGGAGACUGGAGCUCAGGACUGUUUGACGUGUGUAGUGACGCCAGCACAUGUCUGAUGGGUGCGUUUGUGCCAUGUUGUUUGGACCUGAGCCUGGCUCAUCAGUAUGGAGAAUGUGUGUGUUUGCCUCUUCUGCCUGGCUCCACGUUCGCCAUGAGAGUGGGCAUUAGAGAGCGGUUUAAAAUCAGGGGCAGUGUGUGUGAGGACUGGACUACGGUUUAUUGCUGCUACCCUCUGGCCCUCUGUCAAAUGAUCAGAGAGAUGAAGAAGAGGCUGAAGACACAGAUCUACACCGUUUCUACCCUGCUGGAGAGCUCCUGAGACACUGUGCGUGUGUGUGCAUGGCCCCGAUUUUCUUCUCAUCCGUGUUUUUGGCGAUGCUAAAAGACUGAGGGGCCGUCUCAGCUGUCAGGAUGUUUAUUACCCGGGGUCCUGAACUUCACGCAGGGUUAGACGUAUCAGUAGACUCUGCUUGAAGAUUGAUGCCGCUGACAUUUCCAACUGACGGAGAGAUGGAGUGACAGAUGGGUGGAGAGACGGAUGAGUGGAGAAGAGGCUCCUGAUGUAUACUGGCACUGUCUAUAUGCUUUCAUUUCAGAUUGCUCUCUCACGGUAUAGAACAUAUGCAGGUUUUGCUAUUUGAAUUCACUUUUGCCACUAUUUUUAAUUGUCUUUCAAAUUCAGAGUCAAAACUGAUUUGACAUCUAAUCACUUGUUUUAUCCAAAAUAAAGUGUGUUUUAAAAAAAAAAAACUAGAUUUAAUGUUAUACAUCAUUUUUGUAUUUAGCACAUUUUGUUUAAUUUCUAAUCCAACAAAUGGCUUAUACAGG
Molecule: messenger RNA, 1372 nt
Organism: Pimephales promelas (fathead minnow)
Lineage: Eukaryota; Metazoa; Chordata; Actinopteri; Cypriniformes; Leuciscidae
Gene: plac8l1
Product: PLAC8 like 1
Source: RefSeq, a predicted model, not a curated record